CCACCGGCUCUCCGUCAUUACUGUAGUGCAGUAGCUGUUUUAACAGCAGCGCCUCGCUGAUGCAGCGCUUUAUUAACGCGUUAUCGGUGUGUUUUUGGGAUUAGCGAUUCUCUGACAGAAGAUGGGGUCCUCUAAUCUCCACCACGCCUUCAGAUGAGGGCUCUGCUGUUUGGAGGCUGGGUGGUGCUUUAUGUGGCGGUUCUGCUAGCAGCGCGGAGGAGGAUGUGGUCUGGGAAGUACGUCCGCAGUCCUCUGGCUCGAGCCGCGAUUAUGAACAUGGUGACCGACACUGAGUUUACAGGGCCAGACUUCCAGGAGUGGUACCGUUGCUGUCCUGAUAUGCUUGGUGAGAAGAUUCGACCACUGUUUGUGCAGAGUAAUUUAGACACAGACACUCAAACCUUUCUUGAAAACAGUGUAGAGAAAUCUGGAUGGCUUUUCACACAACUCUACCACUCGUUCUUCUCCACCAUCUUCAGUCCCAUCAUCUCAAGAACGUCCAUUAAUGGGUUUCUAGGUCGGGGUUCUAUGUUUGUCUUUUCACUGGAUCAGUUUCGUAAUCUCCUCCAAAUUGACUCAGACUGGAAAGGAGAAAGGCUCCUAGACCUAGGGGCUGGGGAUGGUGGCGUCACAGAGGUCAUGGGCUCUCAUUUCAGAGAGGUUUAUGCCACUGAGGUGUCCCCUCCAAUGAAAUGGCAGCUCCAGAGAAAGAACUACAAGGUGUUAGCAAUUGAUGAGUGGCAAAAGACAGGAUUCCAGUAUGAUCUGAUCAGCUGUCUGAACCUAUUGGACAGAUGUGAUGACCCCCUGGAGCUUCUUGGGGACAUUAAGAAGGCUUUAGUUCCUGGCUCAGGGAGGAUGAUCCUGGCAGUGGUUUUACCCUUUCACCCUUAUGUGGAAAUAGGUGGAAGAUGGGUGCGCCCAAAAGAGCAACUCCAUGUGAAGGGCAAGACCUGGGAGGAGCAAGUUACAAACCUGUCUGAGGAAGUUUUCCAGAAGAUUGGGUUUGAGGUGGAGGCAGUAACACGUUUGCCAUACUUGUGUGAGGGUGAUAUGAACCAAGAUUACUAUGUGUUAGAUGAUGCAGUAUUUGUGCUCAGGGCAAGCAAGUGAGGUUAUUCUACCUCUGUUCUACAAAGAACUUGAAUACACUUUGGGUUUUGCUGUAAUACAUUAGUUUAUUAGAGUAUCAUUCUUAUGGGGGUGACGUGGGAUAAAAGAUAUAUUAAAAAUAUCUUAAAGGGCUCAAUUUAAAGCUGACAUUUAUGAGUUUGUAUUAUGUACUACAUCUCAGGACACCUGAAAAUAGUCGAUAUCAGUGAUUGAAUCUCUGGUUGCAUUUCCAUCUUGUUUUACUCCAGUAUGCUGGACUUAGUUAGGAAUAAGUGUAUUUCUUUACUACGGUAAUGCGAUAUUAAACAUGAGUUAAUUGAACAAUUAUUUUUGGAACCAAACUUGCAUAUCACUUCUACAGUGGGUAUGUCUGUGUUAUGUAUCUAUGCAUUAGUCAUAGCAUUAUAGUGAUGGUGCAUAAGCCUAGACACUGUUAGUAAGGAAAAAAAUAACCUGGAGCAGCGGUCGGUUUUGUUCAUAUAGCACAACAAAAAAACUUGCCCCUGUAGUGCCCCCAUGCAUGAAGGGAAGAAAUACCCCAAUAGAAAUCUUUAAUUAAAUGUCUUGAUUUUUAUAGGAUGUAGCAGUUUUAAAUAAUUUCUAAUCUUUGUAUUUUUGCAUUUGAAAUACAAAAAAAUAAGGAAUUAAUAUAGAAAUGAUUUCACAUCCUUAUAAAACAUUAAUGCAAUAUAUGCUAUAUCAAUGUUUUAUAAAGUAGAAGAUUUUGGUGUUUUUGAUUAUAUGAACUUUAAAGUUACUGCCUUAAUGGUAUCUGUUAGACCUCUUGUAAGUAAGUUUCUUUUAUUUUGGUCUUUAGAAUGUAAGGCUGUUUCCACCUGGGUGGAAUGCAAGGGUGGUGCUGUAAUCACCUUCAUGUUUAGACUUGAAAAACUGUCCCAAUUUCUCAUUUUUUGCCUCUGUACACCACCACAGUUCAGCAAUCAAGCUGUGAUUAAAGUGUAAACUUUUAGUUGUAAUCCAAUGAGUUACACAAAAAUAUUUUAUAUAUCAUUAACCAUUUAGGAAUAACUCCUUCAUUAGUGUUGCACUGUAUAGGUCACUAAGUUUUAGACAAACACAUGAGUGGCUGAGCCAUGUUUAAAACUCCAUACAAACACAAAGGGAGUUCUGAAUAGGGGUGUAUGAUGAAAUCUGAAGUGCACUAACGGCGUCUUGAUAUCCUGAUGUCUAUGUGAAAAGCAGUAAUUAGCCUCCUAUAUACUUACUGAAGGUAUUUGGCUUGAUAAUUGGCUUGGCUGCACUCAGUUGCUCGAGCUAAUAAGUAGAUUGGUUUGUUCGUUCACUGUGGACUUCUACCUCACUCUGUCUCCAGCCUUGAUGGGUACAUCAUGUGAUCUCAGUCUGCAGUGGGAGGAGCUCCCUCUGUUGCUGCACGUGCAGUUUGCGUUUGCUGUUAUUCACAUUGUAUCUCAGCUCUUUCGAUGUUAUUUAUUGUAAAACUUGAAAUAACAAUAAAAAUGUGAUUUAUCGUUCGCCUUAGUUCAGAAUUGCCUUUAUAAGGCAUUGUGCUUGUUAUGUGCACAAGCCUCCCAUUUACAAAGAACCUGAGAAAAGUAUGUGAAAUUUAGGGCCUUCAGUGGCUCGUAUAUUAGCUCGUAUACCGUAUAUUAGUGUACAUUAGCAAAUGGCAUCGGCUCCAAUUCAUUCAUUCUGUUGUUUAGUAACGUGACUAAGCCACAGCCUAUCUGUACAGUCUCUCCAUGUUCACAGGCUUGUUAUAAUUCAUUUUAAUUCAUGUAUUUAAAUCCUAGAACCCAUGAACCUCACAAUAUGCAGAUUACUGUCUCUGCCUUCCGAUUGCUGCUUGUGCAUAGGCCUUACAUAGGCUGCUCGUUUGAGUUGAGGUCAGGCGAUUUAUUUGGGCAUUUUAAAACAUUCCAUUUCUUUGCUUGUAUUCUGUGUUUUGACUAAUUUUACAGUAUAUAUGUACUGUGGUUCAUAAUUCUAUCAGUUCUGCAUCAGUUUGUCUAGGUAUAAGCAGACAAUAGAACUCUACACACUUUAGAAUUCAUUACUGUGAUUACUUCUGUCAGCAAUCACAUCCUUAGUAAACACCAGUAAUCAAUUUCCAUUAGAAGCCAUACAUGCCCAAGCAACAACAGUGCCUCCACCAUGUCUGACCGAUGAUGUGGUAUGCUUUGGUCUGUCCAGAGAAUCUUGUUUCCAGAGCUAGGCAGACUUUUUAAUGUUUAGUUGCAGUUCAAUCUGGUCUGUUCCUGAGUGUUUCCAAAGGUUGUAUUUUGAGGUAAAUCCCUUUACAGUUAUAAACACAUAUUGAUUGUAGACUCUGACAAUGAUACAUCUACCUCAUUGAGAUGUUUAUUGCCUUAACUUGAUGUUGUGAAGGGAGUUUGCCUUACUAAGGAAAUAGUUCUGUGAUCUGCUUUAAUUGUUUUCUGUGGUAUUCUGGGCAUUUUGUUGUUGCUUUUGUUUUUCAUUUGUCAUGAAAUAACAAGGGAGCAGGUCCCAUAUGGUCAUGAAAAUGCUUUUCAGUCAAUUGUUCAGUUGCUUUGCUUUAACAUAAUGACAUUAUGUUAAAACAUGUCUGUAUUUCCUAAAUGGUUAAUGCAAUAAUUUUUGCUACUCUUUAAAUAGAGGUGGUGUACAGAGGCCCAAAAUUGAGAGUUGUUUCACUGUCCAAAUGCCUGACUGUAUAUUGUCACUGUCAUGCAAAAACCUUGUGUCUAAGGCAAUAUAAAAAGAUUCCAAGACAAUUUGGAGAAUUUCUAUUAAUCCAUUCAUAAAACAAAUGUCACAAAAUAUAAAGAUUUAUUUUCUAAUAAUAAAACGAAUAAGGAAAACUUUAUUUAUAAUACUUUUCAUAGAAUAUGCAGCUCCAAAUUGCUUCACAACUUCAGGCAAUAAAACAAUAUGCAAAACAGGACGCAGUGUAAAAUCAAACAUUUCAAAAAAAAAAAAAUGCAGGUGCAAGGUUUUUGUUUGAAAUUGACAAUAUAAAAUGCAAUAUCAACUGACCUAAACGUUUGAAUCCAGUAACUUGACACACUAUGUGAUCACUGGAUAGCAUGACCAGAUGCAAGUGUUGUGUAAAUGUGUUCAGUAUGUUUAUCCUGUGAAACAUUUGCUAAGUUUCUUUUGUAUACUGUAAACAAGCAUGGCCAAAUAUUUUUCCUUGUAUUUUUUGACUUAUGCUUUUUUUAUGGUAGAGGGUUUGCACAUUGAAUUGAUUUGCAUUUAUGUAUAAAUGCAAUAAGAUUUAAGAUUAUAUUUCUGUGUAUGUCUUUGAAAGAUGCUCUAUGUCUGCUGUGUGUAGGUAAGGGUCUGUAAGAAAUGCCCAGAUUUUAGGUUUGCUUCAGUAGUUCAAACCAGGUGGACAGUAUUUAGACAGAGAGCCCAAGCUCUCCCUGAUGUUAUAAUUAAACUACUGCAGCUGUGUCUACAGUAUUGUUUAGUUUUUCCAGUAACAAAUUGGAAUCGCUGGUACCGUUACUGUGAUUGUACUGCAAUUGUUAAAUUAGCUCUUCAGUCUUUAUACAAAAUAAAUGCAAAAAUCACACUAAAAUGCAAUAUGCACAUAAAGCACCACACCAGCACAUCUAGAGUCUCUGGUGUAAACAAUUAAUUACAAAUAACUUAUUACAGCUGCUUCUGUCUUUCUUCCUGCCUGUACAAUUGUCUUCCAUUAAAUAUAUUGUGUAAAUGUG
Messenger RNA from Astyanax mexicanus (Mexican tetra), 4799 nucleotides. RefSeq names its product methyltransferase like 9 (gene mettl9). The coding region runs from base 154 to 1113 and encodes 319 amino acids. The transcript is spliced from 6 exons. NCBI's taxonomy places the organism in Eukaryota, Metazoa, Chordata, Actinopteri, Characiformes, Acestrorhamphidae. The record is from RefSeq and is a predicted model, not a curated record. Gene Ontology annotation, molecular function: protein-L-histidine N-pros-methyltransferase activity.